Molecule: messenger RNA, 1350 nt
Organism: Actinia tenebrosa (Australian red waratah sea anemone)
Lineage: Eukaryota; Metazoa; Cnidaria; Anthozoa; Actiniaria; Actiniidae
Molecular function (GO): protein binding
Source: RefSeq, a predicted model, not a curated record
CACAUUGUACACAAAAUGGUGGUAGUGCCAUGGAAAUGGCUCAACUAUAAAUGAUCCAACUUUUCUUCGGUAAAAUAAACAAUAUUGGAUAGAUUUAUGAAUCAAAAUGCUUAUCUACGUCGAAAGCAAGGCUUUUCCGAACAAGACCUUCACCUUGGUAUGUAACUUACAUGAUACCAUUGCUAGAGCCAGGGCUCAGAUGCUACACAUCCUCUAUGAAUUAGGAAGAGAAGAACAUCAGUUUAGGUUCAGGUUCAAGGGGGAAUAUCUCAGAGAUGCAUACACAUUUGAGGAUUACAGAAUACUGGAUAAUUCUGUUAUCAAGAUGGUUCCAAUGAGCAAAAGACGAAAAGGAGCUGGAAAUUCUACAGUAAAUCUACAUGGCUCAAGAGCUAGUUCCAUGAACAAUGAUGAUGAUGAUGUCCAUGACUUCAUGCCAACAAGCGCUAAACCAGAUAAUAGCCAAAAACAGCCUGAUGAUGUGCAGAAGGCCCUCCAUAAAGAAAUAUCCAUUUUUACUAAACGAGAACAGUUGCUUAUGGACUUCAAGAUUCUGCUUUGGAUACAUUUCCUAGCUACAAUUUUAGCUGCCACUACUUCAUAUCCAUACUCAUCUGUGUGGUCAGGUCUUUUGAUGAUCUUUGGGUUUCUUUACUGCCCUAAUUACACAAGACUUGGAGGCUUUGUUGGGAAGUAUGGCAUGAAUAAAAGCCACUUCAUGAUCUUUUUUUCUGUUGGUGCCCUGAUGAACCUGACUGCAUCACUUUUAUUGGGAAUAUAUCUAGUUUUUGAAGCAAUGCAAUAUUUGUGUGAUCAAGAGUCAACAAGUUGUAUGAGACAAAAAGAGUUGAUGUGGUGGUCAAUUAUAUUUAACUUGGGUCAGGCAUUGUGUUUAGCCGCUAGUAUUUUCAUCUCCAUAAUGCUGAUUUUCAACUUUAAAUAUGAGGUGUGUAACUUAUCAAUUGGUCCUUUUGGCCCUUCUACUCAAUACUUUAUCGAGACAAUAGUCAAUCAAAUAAAUUGGUCGGUACCUUUAUAUUCUCUGAUUGGUGUCAAUGUAUUGCCCAAUUUGCCUGUCGCAACUGUUGUCUCAAAUAGCACAUUGGAAACUUUGACAAACCUGUGCCUGUCCCAAGACAUUGCAACACAAGAAUAUGCGACAGAAGCAGUGGCAGAGAUGCUGACCAUUCCUGCUAUACAGGACUCAUUUGUGGAGCUUGGUGGUGUGCGAACACUGUGUGCACUUUUGCACAGUAAAGAUAAACGUAUCAUUAAUGAGGCACUCACAGCUCUCUCCUACAUAGUAGCUGACAGUGAAAGUAACAGACAAGCCCUCCUGAUGGAAAAUGG